Molecule: messenger RNA, 584 nt
Organism: Schizosaccharomyces octosporus yFS286
Lineage: Eukaryota; Fungi; Ascomycota; Schizosaccharomycetes; Schizosaccharomycetales; Schizosaccharomycetaceae
Product: V-type ATPase subunit G
Exons: 5
Coding region: 97-423 (108 amino acids)
Biological process (GO): proton transmembrane transport
Cellular component (GO): vacuolar proton-transporting V-type ATPase complex
Molecular function (GO): proton-transporting ATPase activity, rotational mechanism
Source: RefSeq, a predicted model, not a curated record
UAAAUAGGAAGGGUCGGACUUGUAGAGUGUAGUCUUCUGAAAUUGGAAGUGUGAAAGUUCCAAGUUGCCAAGUUUGAAACUAGACGCAAAGGAAUAAUGAGUACGCAAACAAAUUCUGGAAUUCAGCAAUUGUUGGAGGCAGAGAAAGUGGCCCGCAGUAUUGUAGACAAGGCUCGCCAACACCGAGUUCAAAGAUUAAAGGAUGCACGUCAGGAGGCCAAGGCAGAGAUAGAUGAAUACGCUGCUUCCAAGGAGAAGGAAUUCAAAGAUGCUGAAGCUAAGGCUUCCGGUAUUUAUUCUCAAACUGAAGAACAAACGAAAAAGCAAGUGGAGAAAGAUUUUGAAUCUAUCAAGAAGGAUGCCAAAGAAAACUCUGAUAAAGUUAUCAACGCCAUUUUGGCCAUUGCCUGCGACGUAAAGUGAACAUCUACGAUUAAUGAGUUUUGCCGUUCACUGUUUCGUUCUUUUCCCUAUAUAUAAUAUGUAUAUUGAUGAGAAAGAAAUAUUGUUUCUAUUUGAAGAUUAUAAUAAUGUUAAUAUCCUUUCUUUCUUCAAAGUCAACUUGCGUGAAGCAGAAGGUACUG